Linum tenue is the source of this 1386-nucleotide messenger RNA. Lineage: Eukaryota; Viridiplantae; Streptophyta; Magnoliopsida; Malpighiales; Linaceae. The record is from the annotation of a GenBank genome assembly.
ACAAAGUUCGAUAUGACCCUCUUCUUUCUUAUCUGCUAGCCGAUACAUGCUAUCAGAUCAGAUCGUCUUGUGAUGAUUUAUGUCCAUUCAUAUAUUUGGAAGAUUUUAUCAUAGCUAGCAGGCUCAAUUAGCAUGGAGGAGAACUCUCAGGAGGAGUUGGUCGAAGCUCAGUCACAGAUAUGGCGGUGGACGUUCAGCCACCUGAUCUCCAUGUCCAUCAAAUGCGCCAUCCACCUCCGCAUCCCCGACGCCGUCCACCAACACGGCGAACCCGCCGCCUCGCUUUCCCAGCUCAUCUCCGCCCUCCGAAUCCCGCCUUCCAAAACCCACGCUUUCCGGUGCAUGAUGCGCGUCCUCAGCACGCGCUCCACCGGAUUCUUCUCCGUCCAACAAGAAGAAGAAGGAGAAGAGUUGUGCUACUCGUUGACUCCGGCCUCCAGGCUGCUGCUUCGCCACGCGCCUCUCAACCAGGCGUCGCUGCCGCUUCUUCACUUCCAUCCGGCGGUGAGGGACUACUGCUCCGUCCUCGACACGUGGCUCCUGGAGGAAAACGACAAGGGGACAAAUAACGAUGAUGAUAAUAAUAAUAAUAAUAAUAAUAAUUAGCGCACGGCAUUCGAGGUGGUAAACGGGGCGUCGUUUUGGGACUACCUGGCCGGGUCGUCGGGUCCGGCCCGGGAGCUGAAGGGGCUGUUCUACGACGCCAUGGUGAGCGACUCCAAUUUGGUGGUGAAUGCUCUCGUUGUUCCUACCGUCGGCGGAAGGGAGUCGUUGUUGUUCCGGGGCGUGAGGUCUUUUGUCGACGUGGCGGGCGGCACCGGGAUUGUCGCGGCCGCCGUGGCGGGUGCGUUUCCUGAGAUGAAGUGCGUCGUUUUGGAUCUGCCGCACGUGGUGGAGGGAUUGCCGGCGGCGGGGGGCCACCCCGGUAAUCUGGAGUUCGUGGGUGGGGAUAUGUUCCGCAGCGUUCCCUCGGCUGAUGCUGUCUUGCUUAAGUCGAUUUUACACAACUGGGAUGAUGAGUCAUGUGUGAAGAUAUUGAAGUGUUGUAAAGCGGCGGUGUCCGGCGACGGCGACGAGGGAAAGAAAGUAGACAUGGUGAUGUCGGAAGUUGGGAGUGACGACGAUGAUUUGUCUCGUGAAAUCCAGCUCUGCUUCGAUCUGAUGAUGGCGACAUUGCUAAAUGGCAAGGAACGGAAUGAAAUGGAGUGGAAGGGACUGUUUGAGGAGGCCGGUUUUAGUAACUAUAAGAUCGUUGGCAAGAUCGGCCCAAGAUCUAUCAUUGAAGUUUAUCCUUGACUAUGGAGUCGAUGUAUAAUUAGCACAUUAUAUGUUUAACGUUAAGUUAUACAUUUAUUUGUAUUCAUACUUUAAUUUCCGUACAAAUUG